Adineta steineri is the source of this 1764-nucleotide messenger RNA. The record is from the annotation of a GenBank genome assembly. Lineage: Eukaryota; Metazoa; Rotifera; Eurotatoria; Adinetida; Adinetidae.
AUGUCAAAUACAUGUGAUCCAGCACCAAGUGUGCCCUUGUCUGAUGUAACUUCAAUUCUUACACCAACAAAUGAUGGGCAAAUAUGUGCUUUACCUUAUAAAGUAGCGAAUUUUACCUGGGAUAUGUAUUUUUGUAACAAGGGCUAUUGUCCAACUGAAAUAAAUUCCAAUAGUACAUGUGCGACAGGUAAAUUUGGUAGUUUACAGUUGACCGAUAAUACGAUAAAAUCUUUCCAGAUCAAACCUAAACCAGGAGGUAUUAAUGGUACUAAUGAACAAUGUCUUAUUUAUUAUUACUAUUUGCCAAAUGUGACUAACAAUACUAUUACUGUUAUAAAAGAAGAAAUUAAUGGUAAAAAUGAAACAAUUGAUAGUGUAACUAGUACUUCAAUCAAUGGAUGGAUCAAACGUCAAGUAUCAUUUUUUGCUUUGGAAUCAAAUUAUAAAGUAUGCAAUAUAAUUGUAACAUCAAAUUAUCACACAUAUUUGAGAUCUGGUACAGUAUCUCCUACCGUUGGAAUCGACGAAUUAUCAAUUUAUCAAGGCAACUGCAGUGAAGAUACUCUAACAACUGAGUUAACAUCGAUGACAACUAUGGAAGAUACUACAUUUACGACUUCAAUUCAACUUGAAACAACAAUCACAACACAAUCCACUAGUAUAAUGAUAUUAACCAGUAGUGUAUCUGCAAUGACUACAGAUAAUAUGUCAGAAACAAAAUUUUCUGCGGAAAGUACUAGCAAUACAUUACCAACAACAGUUACAUCAGUACCAUCUACAGAAUCUACUAGCGAUGAAUUUUCAACAACUAUAAUUUCUACUGAAACAACAAGCAGUACAUUUCCAACAACAACAAUACCAGCAAUAACGACAACAACACCAACAACGGUACAAACAACAUCCGCAACGAUAUCAACAUCAACAACAACAUCAACGACUACAACAACAAUAAUAAUAUCAACAACAGCCACAUUUUCAACUGGAACAACAAGCAGUACAUUUUCAACAACAACAACACCACCAACAACAAUAACAUCAACGACAACAAUAACAUCAACAACAACAAUAACUACAACGACAUCAACACCAACAACAACAGUAACGAUAUCAACACCACCACUAACAACAGUAACAAUAACAUCGACAUUUUCUACUGAAAAAACAAGCAGUACAUUUUCAACAACAACAACACCACCAACAACAAUAACUACAACGACAUCAACACCAACAACAACAGUAACGAUAUCAACACCACCACUAACAACAGUAACAAUAACAUCGACAUUUUCUACUGAAAAAACAAGCAGUACAUUUUCAACAACGACUACAUCACUACCAACGACAACAACAUCUCAUACUACCACCAAAACUCUACCGACAGUGGACAGUACUCAAGAAGAAAUUCAUUCUUCUACAACUAGUCAAACAAUAUUAUCGACACACGAUAAAACUUCAACAAUAACGAUAACAACAAUUGCAUCAUCAUCAUCAUCACCAAUAGAAACUACAUCGAUUACAAUAACGAAUACAUUAACCAAUAAUGUGAAUCCAUCCAAAAAAACAUACAUAAUUGUUUUAUCAACAGUUAUUCCUACUGUUGUAAUUUUAUUAGCAAUUGGUAUAGUUUGGUGGAAACGAUCAUCAUCAUCAAAAAGUAAUUCUACAACUGGUUCACGAGCAUUCACCGAUAUAAAUAAACGUAGAAAAGCUAAUUUGAAUUUUGAACUCGAACCAAUGGAUGGGGAAUAUUCAUCGUCUUUUUAG